Messenger RNA from Carcharodon carcharias (great white shark), 1545 nucleotides. RefSeq lists its product as uncharacterized. The transcript is spliced from 5 exons. Bases 90 to 1268 code for a protein of 392 amino acids. Lineage: Eukaryota; Metazoa; Chordata; Chondrichthyes; Lamniformes; Lamnidae. Gene Ontology annotation, molecular function: protein binding. The record is from RefSeq and is a predicted model, not a curated record.
UGUUUUACCUGGAUACAGGACUGUCAUAGGGGUGGUGCAGUAGCUUUGUGUAGAUCGGACUAUGGCGCCGGAAUAAACUUGCCACCGAGAUGCAGUCGAAUGCGAUACAGUGGACGGCAAGAGAGUACGGUCUGAAGGAAUUCCUCAGAAAAUUCCGAACGUCUUUGUCUAAAGUUGUUAAAGUCACCGAGGGCUACCUGGGUCGGCAAGAAGUGGACACGCUUAGUGCUAGCACGAUUCUUAGGAUUCAUUGCUUAUACUCACAAAAGAGAGCCAUUGUGGAAUGCAAAAAUGGAUCGAUCCUGUCAAUCCCUGUAACCCUAGAGUCAAUGAUGUUUAAUGUAGCAGAUCAGAAACAUAAAACAGGCCCCUUUACAAUGAAGGAGGUGUUGCUAUACUUCAACUUGCCUGUCACUGUCACGUCUACAAACGACCUAACCUAUAGAGAAAUGAACAAUCCUGGGUCAAAGGAGCAGCAAUUAAAACAGCUGAUUGUCAAGCGGACAUAUGAACAAGAAUUUCUACUGGGUCAUCCCAUAAAUGACAGCGGAAAAUUACUGAUUCGGUAUCCUACUGUGAUCCCAAUGUACAUGAAGGAAAUUAAGUUGGUUAUAGCAGAGGGAAUUAACAGUAAAGAUGAGACGGAAUGGAAGACACUCUGCGAUUGUUAUGACAAGGUUGUCAAGGACAUUGGUAACUUGGACCAUUUCAUUUUCACAGACAUAACUUUGCUGGACAAAGAUAAGCUGGAUCAGUACACAGGAGAAUAUGCUGAAAUAGAACCAAUAUAUAUUGAUCUGAACCCACAGAAUCCAGGAUAUAAGUAUCAGGUAAAACAGCCUCGGCAAAGCCUAGCAGAAGCUCCAAACGACAAUUUAGUUCAAAGUCAUGGAGAAAAUAAGCCACAGAUACCCCCAAAACCAAACAGAGAAACAGGCUCCUCUUGCCUUGUUGCAGGACCCACACUAAGAAUCAAACCAUUGUUCAAGACCUCUCGCAGAUCAAGCUAUAUACAAAAACAAAAAGCAAAACGCAUCGUCUCUAUGAGUGAGGUUCCAGAUGACUUACAGCAUUUGAAUGUGGAUGAGGUCUGUGACUGUUUGAAUUUACUCAAUAUGGGAAAGUACAUUGAGACCUUUCAGUCACAGCAGAUUGAUGGCCACUUGCUUUUUGAUCUAGACAGAGACAUAAUGCAGAACACAUUUGGGAUGAGCAACUUCCACAUCCUCAAAAUGAUACGUUUCCGUGAAGGUUGGCGACCAAAGUAACUGAGAAUGGUUCCUUCUAGCAACAUUGCAAUAAAGCACACUCUGACACUAUGCUCAAUCAGAAAAUUUAAAAUGCUAGCAUUAUAUAAUUUUAUGUCCUGCAUAUUUUUGGUGGACAAACAGCAAAUAUUUGUAAUUAUUGCAGUGUGAAAAUCUGUAAAAUAAGUAUAGCAAUUCUGAAAAUGUCAGCAAUAUUAACAUUGUCAAUGCUACCAAGCAUCGCAGCUCAAGGGUUAAUCUGAAAAUGUUAAUAAAAGUAAACCAGUUAUACAUUUAA